GCUUCAAUGAGCAGUGAACGAAUUGGAUUCGCGUAGGACCGCGAUGUAUAGCUCCACCAAAAUGUGGGAAUUGCCUGUAAAAAUCAUUCUAAAGUGUGAAAGACUUGUAGUUUAAAGUCAUAGCAGGAUCAUGGCACUAAGUUCUAACACCAAAAAACUCUUUAUAAGGAUUUUAUUGUUUCUAGUUUACCUCCUUCUYGGUGCGGCGAUAUUUUAUGGUAUAGARCAUGGAAAUGAGGAAAAACUUAAAGACAGCAACAACUUUGCCGUUCAAUAUAAAAACUUCACCGAUCACUACAAAAUCAGCAAGGAGGACAUGGUYGAAUUUAUAGACGAAUUACAAAAAGCUUUAAAACUCGGGUAUAAUGUGUCUGAGGAACGCUGGACGCAGUACAAUCGUUGGGAUUUUAUGAACGCUUUCCACUUUGCUGGUAAUGUUGUAACAACAAUAGGRUAUGGUCACAUUACUCCAGUGACGGUGAUCGGACAGAUUAUAUGCAUAUUUUAUGCCUUGCUUGGGAUUCCACUCACUGGUCUCACGCUUCGGUCAAUUGGUAACAGAAUCUCAGAAUACAUUGCUGCAAAUAUAAAAAGCUUGGACCGAAGAAUUUACAACAGAGAGACUGAAAAGUUAGAAAUCAAGACUGCUGUUGUAGCUUUUGGUUGCCUYCUUCUGAUCAUACUUAUUCCAGCAAUUGGGUUUUCACAGAUAGAGAAAUGGCAGUAUACAGAAGCUGUGUACUUUUGUUUUGUCACUUUAACGACGAUUGGAUUCGGGGAUUUUGUUCCUGGAUCGUACGAAACGCGUCGUCGUUAUGGAGAAGCACUUUAUGUGCUACUGGAGUUUUUGAACCUAUUUUAUAUGGUACUCGGUUUGGCUGUAAUGUCUGGCGUCAUUGUUUCGAUUAGUGGUGUAAUAGAAGAAAAAACAAAGAACUUCGGAGUAGACCCGCUAGAAGCUUUGAAAAAUAUUCGGGUUGAAAAUUUGAACUCAAGAGCCUUGAAGAAGCUCGGCUACAAAAUGGGCCCUGGAGGUCCCCAAGGUGGCACUAUGAACCAUGACAUGGAUCGGCCUAGGGCAAAUAGGCUCCCUCCAAAAUUGGCCCCAAGGAGUAUAWCGGGGACUAACAACACAAUGGAACGAAGUCGUUCGGCUGAGACAAUGGAGUUUCAGGGGCCGACGCCUGUAAUGUAUCUAAAUAAAAGGACUGGGAAUGACCCAAAUUCGACGGAUAAUGUCAACACAGGAAGCCCACCUACAUCUAAAUUAUUUAAUAAUAAAAUAGCACCUGUAACAUUACCAGAAAGUUAUACAAAUAACGCCGACAACCCGAAUAAUAAUACCGACGCACGAAAGUCUUCCGAUGAUAACUCGACGAGUACGGAAAGUGCCGAAGAGGCACGAGCGAGCGACGAAGAUAACGAAGUCGCAAAGACAAUGAACGGUUCUGUUGAAAUUCGGCAGGAGGCAGAAUUAGACGGUUUAGAGACGUUUUGCGAGGAACCGAAGAAUAAUUUGGUUGUGCAAGUACAAGUUACUCCAAUGCCUUCACCGAGGGAGUCACCAGUUCCCGCUCGGUCAUCAUUUGACAGCAUACCGCUGGCACAAGUGAAAUCUGGCGAAGCAGACUCGGAACCCAUCGAAACUUAUGAAGGAAGCAUAGAUUCUGCGUCACACCCUUUUCAAAURGAUCGAACAGAUUCUUUAGAAGAUGAUUCAAAAUUGGGCGAGUUCUCUGAAAGCGGGGACAGCAAGAACACUUCUAUAUCGCAAACGGAUGAGUUAAAAAAUGGGAAAAAUACUUUCCAUAAACCUAGAACUAAAGAGCUCACUACUGAUCCGUCGAGGGCAAGAAAUGGCUUCAUUUCGAAAUCAAWWCAAACUAAACCAGUUAUGAAAAAAGCCGGAAAUGGACGAAUAUUCAGAACUAUUGAAAACAUUGAUUUAGGCGACAAAUCAGUUACAAAGAGAUAGCAUGAGAUCUGAAUGCAUGUCCCACAUGCUGAAAUAUCUCGUCUAAUAUACCGAUKUGACGUCACGUGACGACCGCAGUCAGCUAUGUCAGCGGCAUCCACUUGGAAGUCAUCGUUGAAUUGAUAAAUUCUUCACCGCCCGCUAUUCAUGCAUCGUGCUAGUAUUAUUUUUAUAAUAUGAAUUACAAGUUUUCAAGACAACUUCGGAUCAGCAAUCAAUGGCUUCAGCGGUUUACCAAUUCGACGCAUGCUGGUGACUUCAAGCUAUGACGUGUUCCCAACUGGUUUGGCGCAUGCGUUUUCCAUUUGAAUGUGCGUUCAUUCGUUUCAGCGGUUUACCAAUACGACGCAUGUGCAAUGUCCAUUUAAUGUAUGAUAGAAUCGUCCAACUGGCUUGGAUCACACGUUUCAAAUGCCCAACAAUGUGAUAAGAAUGCACAAAAAUCACCUUCAGAAAACAUUUUUUCAGCAAGUUUCAGCGGCCUUAAUUAUCAAUGCAGGACYUCGUCGUAUUGUUUUUCUACCUUGAACUUUUCUAAGACAUUUCUAUUUAUAUUACACCUAUAGGUAGCACAAACCACGUGAMCAGAUCACAUGAUUAUAUAAGCACAAUCYAGCACUAUUUUCUGGGUCACCUCGCUCAUACAUUAAUCACAUGAUCGUUUAUCACGUGAUUUAUCACGUGAUUCUAGAUUAUUCGUCCAAUUACACACAUUAUUUUAAAGCCUUUUUCUGGAUGGUCAAAAAUGAGUUUUUUUCGUCGGCACAGCAGUCUUUUKCAACUAAAACCUCCUGACAGUUGACUCACUGUUUCGCAUUGUAGAUUUUUAUAUUGUCAAAACGCCACGCUUAUAGGUAAAUAAUUUCAGAAUUUAAGUAACACUUGAAUAUUUCAAAACUGACACACUGCACAGUGUUUUUCACGACAAGGAUUGGAAAUUGGCAAACUCGCUCAGUUUUUGAGCAGCCAUGUUGAAAGCUAGCUUUUCCUAGCAAAAUUUAAUUUGUUUUAAACUUAUCAAUAUAAUAACGCCGUUAAACCAUACUUAUUUCAAAAGAUUGAUUUUUGUUUUUAGGACUUGUGUUAAAAACAACUGUUCACCAUUCUCGAUAAAUGUUUUGCAGGCGAAUAAAUGGGUCGGCCAUUUUAGAUGCUGUCAAAGAUGGCGGCCGUUGAGUCCUCCAAUCGAUCAUYUAAAAAAAUUUUAUCAACAAGGAACGGCCAAAAACCUACAAAAGGUAAUUGCAAUAAUUUUUCAAAGUUUUUCGCUCUCGCAUGGAACACUCAAUACCGCCAAACAAAAUAUUCAUGAAUAUUUUCAAAGAAAAUAGGAUUCAUUUGUAAAAGAAUUGGUUUUUUCAUUACGAAAACAAAACUAAUUUUUUUUCGCUUUUCAAUUCAUGUCGUGCAGAGAAUAUAGCAAUUAUAUUCGAUAGCCGUUGUAGAAAUUCUAUCUGGAUUCAUUAAAAUUGGUCUAACGGACAUGAAAAGAAAAAAUAUUUUCAUAAAGUUUAUGUAAACAGGCCACGUAGUGUAAACACGUCUUUUGCCGACGCGACACUUGUAAUAGGACAUAACUGAAAAUUGCUUCGCGAAAUUAGAUUCAAUUUCCAAUUAAAAACAUAUCAAAGAAUUGUAUAUCAUUCGUGCGGGAUCCCUUUGCUUUUUAGUUUUGGGCUUCCUUUAGCGAA
This is a messenger RNA of Exaiptasia diaphana, 3666 nucleotides long. RefSeq names its product potassium channel subfamily K member 2. The record is from RefSeq and is a predicted model, not a curated record. Gene Ontology annotation, molecular function: potassium ion leak channel activity. Gene Ontology annotation, biological process: potassium ion transmembrane transport; stabilization of membrane potential. Lineage: Eukaryota; Metazoa; Cnidaria; Anthozoa; Actiniaria; Aiptasiidae. Bases 131 to 1975 code for a protein of 614 amino acids. The transcript has 3 exons. Gene Ontology annotation, cellular component: membrane.